UUAGACCAAAGCUUCUACUAAAACCACACAAAUAUUAUUCCACGUUGCAUUGCAACCAUAAAAAUACCCUAAAUUCCCUUCACGCAUUACAAAUCACCACAUCCUGUCCUUGAACACCCCAAAGCCGCCAACUCAAAUCACACACACACACAAAAAAAAAAGCAACGCAAAAAUGGGGUGCAAUUCUUCAAAAAGAAUUGAAGCAAAUGUAGAUGUCUAUCGUCCGCCGCCUUCAAGCUUUGCAGUAUUUGACAUCAACUCAAUUCAAGAACCAUGGCUUGUGGUGGACAAUUCAGCUCCAGAAAAGACAUCAAGUGUGCCAGCGCCGAUAUUAGAGAAGCUCAACAAGUUUGAAACCGAUGCUCCUCGUUCUUGGGAUGAGGUUAGCAAAGCACUUCAAGACCUUAAGCCUACACUCAAUAACAAAACGCCUAUUGCCACACCUUCACCACCACAAAAGCCUGAUACUACACCAGCUCAAGUUGCUAAAACCAACCAAGAAAAGAAGCAAGAACCAAUUAGAAAGAGUGUUUCUUUUCAUACCCUUGAAGAGUUGGAAGCAAAAAUAGCUCCAAAACCAGAAAAAGAGUUGAAGAAAACAGAAUCCGUCAGGACACUGUCGAGGAAAGUUGAGGUUGUCAACAAGACUGAAUCACGAGUUGGUACUGAGCCAGUGACCGAGCCAUCCGGUGGUGGUGUGAUCCGGUCUGUGAAGGAGAAUAUAUUCAUUGUAAGAGACAGGUUAGAGAGGGGAAAGGAAGGGAAGCCUCUGAAGAAGUUUGACCCGCUGAGUGGAUUCGAAGAGAAGUGUCCACCAGGUGGAGCUGACUCGGUUGUGCUGUACACGACGUCGUUAAGAGGGAUACGAAGGACAUUUGAUGAUUGUACACGUGUCAAGACCUUAUUUGAGCUGCACCAUGUAGUGUUUGAUGAGAGAGACGUGUCGUUGCACGGUGAGUUUUUGAACGAGUUGAGGGAUUUGGUGGGGGAAGGAACGAGUGUGCCCAGGGUUUUUAUCAAGGGAAGGUACAUAGGAGGAGUUGAUGAGGUGGUUGAGCUGAACGAGUCGGGUCAACUCGGGAGGAUGCUGGUGUGGGCACGUGUGGGACGAGUCGAGGGAAGGCAAGCGUGUGAAGGAUGUGGGGAUGCUAGGUUUGUGCCAUGUUUGGAAUGUAGUGGGAGUUGCAAGGUUUUGAUUGAUGGGGCCAAGGAGAGGUGUGGAAAGUGUAACGAGAAUGGGCUGGUUCGGUGUCCGACUUGUCUUUAGGGGUGUUUUCGUCUUCUGAAGGAGAGGAUACAUAAGAAAAUCCUUCGAGCUUGGUGUCUCUAUAGUUUGCUAAUUUGGAUUUGAUGUGAUUGUGGGCAAAGGGAUGGUGGGGGGCGCCGAGUGGGCGGGCGGUGAUGGCCGUGCUUUUUAUUCUUCAAGUUUGUAAUUGAUGUGUUCCAUGUUUGUUGACUUCUGAAAUUUGAUUGCCAGGAACAGAGAUAAAAGGAAUUGUAUAUUAAAUAA
Populus trichocarpa (black cottonwood) is the source of this 1510-nucleotide messenger RNA. RefSeq lists its product as uncharacterized. Bases 173 to 1267 code for a protein of 364 amino acids. NCBI's taxonomy places the organism in Eukaryota, Viridiplantae, Streptophyta, Magnoliopsida, Malpighiales, Salicaceae. The record is from RefSeq and is a predicted model, not a curated record. The transcript has a single exon.